Molecule: messenger RNA, 1644 nt
Organism: Fusarium graminearum PH-1
Lineage: Eukaryota; Fungi; Ascomycota; Sordariomycetes; Hypocreales; Nectriaceae
Exons: 6
Coding region: 1-1644 (547 amino acids)
Biological process (GO): intracellular iron ion homeostasis; iron ion transport; copper ion import
Cellular component (GO): plasma membrane
Molecular function (GO): ferric-chelate reductase activity
Source: RefSeq, a predicted model, not a curated record
AUGCAGACUGCACACGAUUAUAUCUGGGUCUAUCAUUAUUACUAUGGCUGGGCUAUGGGGAUCUUCUGGGCCGUGGUCAUGACCGUCGGCAUCGUGAAUCGAACUUUCAGCUCACUAUCCACAGGACAAGGUCGUGGGGAUCUGUGGCUCAAGCGUAACGUCUUCCUUCCUGCAACAUUUGGUCGGCGUUGUGUUCAAGAUUUUGGCGGUUGUGGAACUCUCCCUCCACGCGUCCAAACAUUGACUAUUUCUUUGACAACCUUGGGAAGUUUCGUGCUGACAAGACGGUUCAGUUACCCUUCUGUUUGGCUGCAGGUUCUUCGACACGUCUCCGACAGAACAGGCAUCAUCUCAUUCGCCAAUUUUCCUCUCAUUUGGUUUUUCGGCUGGGACUUUAAAACAUACAAUAACUUUCAUCGAUGGGUCGGUCGGAUAGCUACUAUCCAAGCUGUCGUUCACUCCGUCGGAUAUAUCAUCAUAAUUUUCCAAAGGGGCGGCUGGGAGUAUUUCUGGAAGAUCUCUAACCUGAAGUUUUGGUGGACCGGUGAGCUGGCAACCAUCUUCAUCUGUUUACUCGUCGGGUCGUCAUUCUUCUGGGUACGACGUAGACAAUACGAGUUUUUCCUUGUCGCGCAUAUUGUUCUAUCAGUCUUUGUCCUUGUGGCAAUGCUUGGACACGUAUCUAUCUUCAGAGGCGCCUACGAUCCCCUAGUGUGGAUUCCAGUCGUUGUAUGGCUGCUCGAUCGAGUUGUCCGCGCCGUUCGAAUUAUUGCCUUCAAUCCCAAGUUCUGGAAAACCACUGCUCUGAUCACUUACAACGAGGAUGCUCACAUGGUCAGAGUCGUCGUCCCUGUGUCUUCAAGCAUCUACGGAAUCGAGCCGGGCACGUUUUACUACCUCUCUGUGCUUAACAAGUGGAACUUCUGGGAGAGCCAUCCCUUCACGAUUGCGUCGGUGACAGAACCCGAAGCAUACCCUUUAUCAGACCGGGCGCCAUUGCUAGGUCACGCGACAUACCGGUCGGACGAGAUGGAACCUGAGUACGAGAAGACACAACGAGAAAUGACAUUCCUUAUUCGCCCCUAUGACAGCUUCACAUCUCGAUUGAGAGAAUAUGCUGAGCGGGACCAGCCGAAACCAGCCAAAGUUCGGGUAGCGAUAGACGGCCCAUACGGGAAAACCUUGCCUUUGGAGCGGUUUGACAAAGUAAUUUUUAUUGUUGGAGGUAGCGGCAUUGCUGUCCCGCUUUCGUACCUUAACAAACUUACAACCUCAGCCACCGGACCUAAGUUAGUUGAAGUUCACUGGGCAGUACGACAAUCUGCCCUCGCUGAGGAUGUUCUCAACCACGAGUUGAGUGAUGUGCUUGACAGCAGUCAAGUGAGAGUCAGUAUCUAUGUUACUGGUGCAAGCAGGGCAAGGCCUGAUCAGAUAACUACUUGUCACUUUGCUGAGUGGAGAGAUGGGAGGCUGAACGUUGAAGGAAUCAUCGACAACGUUUUGGACAGUGGAGGUGAGGGAAGUCUUGCGGUAGUUACAAGUGGUCCUGCCAAGAUGGCUGAUGAGAGCAGAAGUGCUGUGGCAGCACGGGCUGUUCCUUCGAUGCCGAGGAUAGAGUAUUUUGAAGAGAGCUUCCAGUGGUAG